UUUGCAGAGAAUGCUGCUGGUUUGAGUGCACCUAGUGUGUCUUGCCCACUGACAAAGGCAGAGGAUCCAUUGUUCCUACCAUCACCUCCAGCUAAACCUAAAAUAAUUGAUUCUUCUAAAACAUCAAUAACUUUGUCUUGGAACAAGCCAUUAUUUGAUGGUGGUUCUCCAGUUACAGGAUAUAUGGUGGAAUAUAGGAAAACCAAUGAUGAUGACUGGACACUUGGUGUUAGUAACACUAAGAGCACAGAGUUCACUGUGGUGGGACUCACUUCAGGAGCAGAGUAUGUCUUUGUAGUCAGAUCACUUAACAAAAUUGGUCAAAGUGAGCCAAGUCCUGAAACUGAUCCUCAGAUAGCAAAAGACAGAGAAGAUGAGCCAGUUUUCCUAAUCAGUAAUGAAAUGAGGAAGACACUGAUUGUCAAAGAUGGCAGCUCAUUUACACUUAGAGUCCCAUUCAAGGGAAAGCCUGUACCAAAUGUAAUGUGGAACAAACCAGAUGUUGAUCUGAGAGUGAGGGCUGCUAUUGAUACAACCGAUAACUGCACAUCUAUCACAAUUGAGCAAGCUACAAGAGAUGACUCAGGGAAAUACACUGUAACCCUCCAAAAUGUUGCUGGAACUUCUACACUGACAUUGAGUGUAAAGGUCCUAGAUUCUCCAGGCCCACCAGCCCACAUUGAAAUAAAGGAAGUCACCAAGAGCUCUGCAACUAUUACAUGGGAUACUCCUGAGAAUGAGGGUGGUGCUCCAGUCAAGAACUACCUUGUUGAUCUUCGUGAGGCAACAAAAAUGGGCUGGACCAGAAUUACAGACAGUUGUCCCAGGUUGACUUUUAAAGUUAAUGAUCUUCAAGAAGGGGGUGUUUAUUAUUUCAGAGUUACCGGUGAAAAUGAGUAUGGUAUAGGAGUCCCACUUGAGACCAAAGAAGGAACAAAGAUUACAGAAAAACCAAGUCCACCUCCCAAGCUUGGAGUCACUGAUGUCACAAAAGACAGUGUCUCACUAGCAUGGCUUAAACCAGAACAUGACGGAGGUAGCAGAAUUACAAAUUACCUGGUUGAGGCUCUUGAAAAAGGACAACAAAAAUGGAUAAAGUGUGGUUCCACCAAAUCAACUCACUUUGUUGUCUAUGGAUUGAGAGAAAAUGCUGAAUACUACUUCAGAGUUCGAGCUGAAAACCAUGCUGGACUUAGCGACCCCAAGGACAUGAGCAAGCACAAACUGGCAAUCUCCCCUGUUGAUCCUCCAGGCACACCUAACUGCAUUGAUGUUACAAGAGACUCUGUAACACUUCAGUGGGAACCACCGAAGCGUGAUGGAGGCAGUAGGAUUGUGGCAUACAGUGUUGAAAGGCGUCAAGGAAGAGCACGUUGGUUGAGAUGCAAUUUCAUUGACAUCAGCGAAUGUCAGUUUACUGUAACAGGUCUUGCUGCUGGUGAUCGCUUUGAAUUUAGGGUAAUUGCCAGGAAUGCUGUCGGAACAGUUAGUCCACCUUCUCAGUCAUCUGGCUACAUCAUGACCAAGGAUGAAAGUGUUAUCCCUGAGAUUCAGUUUGAAGCUGAGAAGACCCUCACCAUCAAGGCAGGAGAAAAUAUUAAACUCAACUGCAGUAUAAGUGGCCGCCCUGUACCUCAAGUCACAUGGUAUAAAGAUGGAAAGGAAGUUGAUAAAAUGCUGGUUGACAUCACAACUGUUAUUGGAUCAAGCUCACUGUUCAUCAGAGAUGCUGACCGCAAUGACCGUGGUAUCUACACAGUUGAGGCCAAGAACAGUUCAGGCACAACAAAAGUGGAUGUUCUUGUCAGAGUACAAGAUACCCCUGGACCACCUGAGGGCCCGCUCCGCUUCACAAAUAUAUCUGCAGAGAAAGCAACUCUUUGGUGGAGCCCACCUGAAAAUGAUGGUUGUGCACCUAUCACUAAUUAUGUAAUUGAGAAGCGUGAGACUUCCAGAAUUUCUUGGGCACUUGUAACAUCCAAGUGUGAAGCCUGCUCCUUUAAUGCCACAAAACUGAUUAAAGGCAAUGAAUAUCAGUUCCGUGUAUCUGCUGCCAAUAAAUUUGGUGUGGGCAAGCCACUAGAGUCUGAGCCAAUCAUUGCUCAGAUGCAAUACACGGUACCAGAUGCUCCUGGAACACCUGACUGCACCCAUGUGACAGGAAACAGUAUCACUCUAUGCUGGACAAGACCGAGACAUGAUGGUGGAAAUGAGAUUAAGCAAUAUAUUCUUGAAAGACGAGAAAAGAAGAGCUUAAGAUGGGUGAAGGUUUCUGCAAAGAGACCAAUAUCUGAGCUUAGGCAUAGAGUAACAAACCUUACAGAAGGAAAUGAAUAUGAAUUCCGUGUUAUGGCUGAAAAUGGUGCUGGAAUUGGACCUGCAAGUGGUACAUCCAGAUUGUUCAAAUGCAGAGAACCAACAAGUGCACCCAGUGCUCCAACUCUGGUGAAGGUAAUUGAUUCCACCAAGAUGUCUGUUACCUUGGAAUGGACCAAACCAGUGUUUGAUGGUGGUAUGGAAAUCAUUGGUUACAUUAUUGAGAUGUGCAAGGCAAGCCUCGAGGAAUGGCACAGAGUCAACAACCAGACUUGCAUCCACACACAUUACGCAGUAACAGAGUUAGAACCUGGUGAAGAAUAUAAAUUCCGUGUGUGUGCAGUCAAUGGUGCUGGCAAGGGAGAAUUCUCUGAGACUCCAAAUGUAGUUCAAGCAGUUGAUAGACUGACCUCACCUGAAAUUGAUAUAGAUGCAAACUUCAAGCAGACACAUGUUGUGAAGAGCGGCGGAACAGUUACACUUCAUAUUCCCUUCUGUGGAAAGCCAGCCCCACUUGCCACAUGGACAAAGGCAGAUGGAGAUCUUGGUGUAAUGGUGGAUAUUAAUACCACAGACACAUUCAGCACUUUGACAAUUGAAAAUUGCACCAGGUAUGAUGCUGGCAAGUAUACACUCUCUCUUGAAAACAACAGUGGUCGUAAAGCCAUUACAUUAACAGUCAAAGUGUUGGACACACCUGGCCCUCCUGGACCUCUCUCAUUCAAGGAUGUAACAAGAGGUGCUCUGACACUCAUGUGGGAUGCACCAUCCAAUGAUGGAGGUGCACGUGUUCAUCACUACAUUGUUGAAAAGCGAGAGGCAAGUCGGUUAAGUUGGCAAGAGGUCAGUGAAAAGUGUACACGUCAAAUAUUAAGAGUGGCCAACCUUGAUAUUGGUGUAGCAUAUUUCUUCCGGGUUAUUGCUGAAAAUCAGUAUGGCAAAGGUGAGCCAUUUGAAAUGAUGGAACCUAUUAUAGCCACAGAAGAACCUGCACCUCCUAAGCGACUGGAUGUCAUUGAUACUACAUCCUCAACAGCCAGUUUAGUAUGGAUGAAGCCUGAGCAUGAUGGUGGAAGCCGCAUUACUGGAUACAUUGUUGAGACUAGAAAGAAGGGUUCUGAUCACUGGGUUGUAGGUGGUCAAACCAAAUCUUUAAAAAUGGUUCUUGAAGGCUUGGUUGAGAACACAGAAUAUGAGUUCCGUGUUAAGGCUCAGAAUGAUGCUGGCAUUAGUCAGCCACGAGAUGCCCUAGCCUCUGUCAUUAUAAAGGAGCCACGUAUAGAGCCAACAGCGGAUCUCAGUGGCAUAGAUAAACAGCUCAUCACUUGCAAAACUGGAAAUUCCUUUACAAUUGAUAUUCCAAUCAGUGGCAGACCAGCCCCCAAGGUAACAUGGAAGCUUGAAGAAAUGAAACUUAAAGAAACAGACAGAGUGUCGAUUAAGAUUUCUAAAGACAGAACAACUCUACUGGUUAAGGAUGCCAAGAGAGGUGACAGUGGAAAGUACUAUCUCACACUUGAAAAUGUAGCUGGAUCAAAAACAUUCACUGUCACUGUCAAUGUCAUUGGUAGACCAGUCCCACCAACUGGACCUGUUGAAAUUUCAGGAAUAUCAUCAGAAUCCUGUGUAUUGACUUGGGGAGAAUCUGCAGAUGAUGGUGGAACAGACAUAACCAAUUAUAUUGUUGAGAAACGUGAGUCUGGCUCCACAAAAUGGCAGGUUGUGAAUUCAAGUGUGAAACGGACCACCAUCAAAGUAACUCAUCUCACAAAGUACAUGGAGUACACUUUCAGAGUCUGUGCUGAGAACAAGUUUGGUGUUAGCAAGUCUAUUGAAUCUCAAGCUAUUGUUGCUGAGCAUCCAUUCAUCUCACCAAGCCCACCAACUCGCCCAGAUGUAGUUUCAGUGUCUGCUAAUGCAAUUUCUAUCCGCUGGGAUGUGCCAUAUCAUGAUGGUGGAAGCCAAGUAACUGGAUACUGGAUUGAGAAAAAGGAGCGUAAUACCAUUCUGUGGGUGAGGGAGAACAAGAUUCCUUGCCUUGAGUGUCACUACAAGGUCUCUAACCUUAUUGAGGGCCUCGAGUAUCAGUUCAGAGUAUAUGCAAUGAACAUCGCUGGUUUGAGUAAAGCAAGUGAACCAUCAAGACCAGUACUGGCUCUAAAUCCAGUUGAUCCACCUGGCAAACCAGAGGUUUAUGAUGUAACCAAGACGUCAGUGUCUAUUAAAUGGUCUAUACCAUUCAAUGAUGGUGGCAGC
Molecule: messenger RNA, 4572 nt
Organism: Sinocyclocheilus grahami
Lineage: Eukaryota; Metazoa; Chordata; Actinopteri; Cypriniformes; Cyprinidae
Product: titin-like
Exons: 9
Molecular function (GO): protein binding
Source: RefSeq, a predicted model, not a curated record